AUGACUGGCAAAGGAAAGUCCAUGGGUGGAAAAUCUGGCGGAAAAGCCAGUGGUGAUGGCGUCCACAAGACACAAAUCUCGCAUUCGCAACGGGCUGGUCUGCAGUUCCCAUGCGGUCGUGUCAAGCGUUUCCUCAAGAGAGAUACCCAGGGUCGUAUGAGAGUUGGAGCUAAAGCUGCUGUUUACGUCACUGCCGUUCUGGAGUACCUUACUGCCGAAGUUCUCGAACUCGCUGGUAAUGCUGCAAAAGACUUGAAGGUCAAGCGUAUCACACCUCGCCACUUGCAGUUAGCUAUCCGUGGAGACGAAGAACUGGACACCCUCAUCCGAGCUACUAUUGCCAACGGUGGUGUUCUACCUCAUAUCAACAGGGCUUUGUUGCUCAAGGUCGAGAAGAAGAAGAAGGGCGGUGCCACUUCAUCUUGA
Molecule: messenger RNA, 426 nt
Organism: Orbilia oligospora ATCC 24927
Lineage: Eukaryota; Fungi; Ascomycota; Orbiliomycetes; Orbiliales; Orbiliaceae
Exons: 3
Coding region: 1-426 (141 amino acids)
Cellular component (GO): nucleosome
Molecular function (GO): structural constituent of chromatin; protein heterodimerization activity; DNA binding
Source: RefSeq, a predicted model, not a curated record